This is a messenger RNA of Salvia miltiorrhiza (redroot sage), 1009 nucleotides long. RefSeq lists its product as uncharacterized. The transcript is spliced from 3 exons. The record is from RefSeq and is a predicted model, not a curated record. Gene Ontology annotation, cellular component: mitochondrial matrix. Bases 146 to 862 code for a protein of 238 amino acids. Lineage: Eukaryota; Viridiplantae; Streptophyta; Magnoliopsida; Lamiales; Lamiaceae.
AUGGUAGUAGAAAUGAAAGAGGGGAAAAGGGGAGGAGCAAAAUGCAAAUGCAGUGAUAGUAUUAGUACGACUGUAUGAGUAGAGUAAAAUAAAUAAAAGCCCCUUUUCUUCUUCUUCUUCUUCUUCUUCUUCUUCGUGUUGAAAAAUGAUGGGAGGAAGAGCUCUUUUGAGGUCACUGCGUUCUUCCCUUUCUUCUUCUCCUUCUUCUUAUUCUUCCAUUCUCCGCCGUCGCAGCUGCAAUCGCCGCUUCGCCUCCUCCGAUGCCCUUCAAUCUCAAUCAUCAUCACCGCCUCGUUCUUCGCCCCUCGAAUCCAGACUGCGGACGAUUCUUCGCAAUGAGAUUCAAUACCAAUACGAUUUUGCUCCUCCGCAUCAGCCUGUUACAGAGUUCGACAGAUUUGUGGUGGAAGAUCUGCCUGGUCAGCAGUGUGUUAUAUUGAAGGGCAAAUCAGCUGACGAUGAGAAUAUUAAGAUUGAUGCAACCAUGUUUGAUGGUUACGCCGUUGAAACAAGAUUUAACGAUGACGACACUGAGGAAGUUGUGCUGCUUCACAUUAGCAUGGUAGUUGAUAUAAAGAGAGGAAAAAAAAAUGAUUCCAUGGGAGUUGUCUGCUCAGCCUGGCCUGAUUCUUUGGAGAUUCAAAAGGUUUUCACAUACAAGCAUGAUAACCCUACAGCUCAAUUCAUGGGCCCUGAUAUAAAGAAUUUGAGCAAUGAGCUACGAACUGGAUUCUACGAGUUCCUGAAUGCUAGGGGGAUAAACAGUGACCUUUCAAGAUUCUUGCAUCAAUACAUGAUGAACAAGAAAAGGAUUGAGCUUAUACAGUGGUUGGGGAAAGUCCAAUCAUAUAUCGAAAAAUAGGAAGGUCUUGUUGGUCCUUCAUGUUUGUCAUCCAAAUUUUUAGGAUGUAGGAUUUGGUUCUUUAUGUAAUGGGGAAAUUUUGGAAUAAUUUGGAGACUAGGAUGGAAUAUCAAUUUGGAUGGCUAUAGUUCAUCUCGUUCUCAUUCC